Molecule: messenger RNA, 10695 nt
Organism: Callithrix jacchus (white-tufted-ear marmoset)
Lineage: Eukaryota; Metazoa; Chordata; Mammalia; Primates; Cebidae
Source: RefSeq, a predicted model, not a curated record
UUAGUAUUAAAAAACUUUUUUCAUUUUUAUUAUUUUGUUUGAUCAUCCUUUCCUUCCAUUGGCAUAUAAACUCCACAAAGGCAGGAAGUUUUUCUGUCUUGUUCUUUGCUGUACCUCCAAUGCUCAGAAUAGUGCCAGGCUCUCAAUAAAUCUUUGUCAAAUGAGUGAGGGAAAUGUUCAAUUAGCUGCCAUGCUGGACAUUAUCCAGAAAAUUAGGAGUUGGGUGAGCAUCUGAUGCUGAAGAGUCUUGAUUGCCCUCUGAGGGCUCUCCUACAGUUUCAUUGGGCACUGAUACCUGCCUACCCAGUUAAAAGGAAAGGGUUCAAGCCCUUCACUCCUUUGUAAAGUGAGAACAUUGCCCUUUGCCUCACUAACAGCCUAUUUUAAGGGAGAACUUUUAACCCUUAGAGGCUUUGACACGGAAGCACUAGUUAGCUAUAUUCUACUUGAAGGUAUGGAAGCCAACAUUGUCCAUUUCAGCAACCCUGCCAGUUACCACUGCUAGCUGACCUAAGGUUUUUGUUGUUGUUGUUAUUUUCUUCCUGUCCCCCAUCCCUUGAAUUUAAAAUCUCCCAUUAAACAAAAUGGCAAUGUAAGGCCUCAUUGGGAACCUGGGUCAGUACGUGGCCUAAAUCUAUUUCUUGCCAGCCUUUUUUUUUUUGAGACGGAGUUUCGCUCUCGUUACCCAGGCUGGAGUGCAAUGGCGCGAUCUCGGCUCACCACAACCUCUGCCCCCUGGGUUCAGGCAAUUCUCCUGCCUCAGCCUCCUGAGUAGCUGGGAUUACAGGCACACGCCACUGUGCCCAGCUAAUUUUUUGUAGUUUUUAGUAGAGACGGGGUUUCACCAUGUUGACCAGGAUGUUCUCGAUCUGCCAACCUCGUGAUCCACCCGCCUCGGCCUCCCCAAGUGCUGGGACUACAGGCUUGAGCCACCGCACCUGGCCUCUUGCCAGCCUUUGAGAUCUAAGGAAGUUACUGCACAUGAAGGAAAGAACUGAGAUAGCCAUCUUCUGGUGAUACUGUAUAUUUGGAUCAGGUUCAUUUAUUCAUUUGCUCAUUUGUUUAUUUAUUUACAUUCAGAGACUCAUAGUCAAGUGGGAGAGACUGAGAGUAGAUAAUUGCAGCAGUGGAUGUAUAUAUGGAGGAGAAACCUUUUGUAUCAGCAGGUUCCUGCUGCAGGAGUGUCGUAUAACAACUCCCAAACCUUAGUGGCUUCCAACAACAAAUAUUUUGUUCCUCCUUUUACAUCUGUAGGUCAGUGGGGAUGCCUGCUUCAGGGCGGUCAGGCUCAGGUCUGUCCUUGUAACUCUCUUUCUGGAACUUAGAAUGAAGGGGCAAUGGAUAAUUGGGACAAGCUUUUCUCAUGGCAUGUGGCAGGAGUACAAGAAGCCAGGUCAAACCACAAAAGCACAUUUAGAGCUUACGCUUGCAUCACAUUUGCUAACAUUCCAUCAGCCAAAGCAAGUCACAGGCCAAGCCCAGCAUUAGGAGGAUAGGGAUGAAUUCUUUGCUUACUCUAGUGGGAACAUGAUUAUAUAGUUCUGUUACAGGGAGGGAGUGAAGAGUUAUGAAUAAUCAUUGAAUCUGCUACAGCUUUAACUUUGGGUCUGGAAAUUACGGAAGGCUUCAUGGAGGUGGUAACUUUGAUCUGUCUUGAAGGAUAAGUAGUUUUUAAGAUGAACAAGCAGGUAGUAGCAUAUACAAACACAUACAAAUUAAAAAGAAAAUGAAGUAAUUUCUUAAUAUUUAUUUGAGCAAUUACUGUGGGGAGUAUACAAAGAGCUAGGGGAAAUUUAUACAAAGGUCAUUAGAUUCCCUGUCAAUGAAACCCAAACUUCAUGGAAGAUCAGAAAGAGACAUAAUACAGAAGAGAAAUAUGUAACUAAUUAUAGUCUUAUUCAGCUUGUUGGAACAAAAGUGUGAACUCAGAGGAAGCUAGGACAUAUUUUUAGUAGCUAUUUUUGCUGCAGAAUGCAAGACGUGUUCUUUUUAUAUUCAUUAUUUCAUUUAAUCUUUACAAUCUAUGGGGGACAUCCUAAUGUCAAGUACAAAUGAGAAAACAGCCUCACAGUGGUUGGUAACUUGCCCAAGAACUUAUAGCUAGCAAGUGGUAGAAGAACUUCCCAGUAAUUCUAUUUUUCAAGUAAUUAAUUUAUAAAUUGUAUUCACUAGUGUACAUACUCUUUUAUUCUUAAGUGGGGCUGCUUUAAAAUUUACUUAAGAUUUUUAGUGUCUACUGUAUGUGCAGCGCUGCACUUGUUAAAAGUACCCCAACCUUGAGUAGAUCACCUCUGAAUUUCUGUCUGGUUGUGUCAUUCUUCAGUUCUCACUUCCUUCCCAUUACAUAUGUAUUUAAGCUGCUUCAAAGAAAAUAGGAUUCUUGCACAUGGUGCCACUUAACAAUCCUCACUUUGGAUGGCGAGGUGUUUUGAAAUUCUGCCUCUUCCUUCCCCCCAUUUAUAUACACGUACAGGUAGGUAUUUUUCUCCUAAGAAAUGGAGGGAGCCAAGCUUGUUAAGUUCCUCUAGGUCAACAAAGAUUAGCAGUGGGACUGGAUGAAGAAUAACAAUUCUCACUCUUCUGGAAACUACCUCUACCUAAUAUUGGUUCUCCUGUUACUAUGGAGCCACAUAUAUAGUACGGGGAAUGUUGCUACUUGAGAAGAGGUAGGUGAUGCUCUGAUUCUGCUGCCUCUUAUGAAUUGACAACGGGAGCAGAGAGAGAAUAACCUGUGUCUAAGACUGGACCAGAGAGGGAGCGUGCUGGGAGCCAUUGUAGGAACAAGUGACCUGUCUGGCACGGAAUACAGCAUCCUUCUGAGAGCCUCUUCUCAACAUUAUCCCAUGGACCACGAAUUCCUCAUGGGGAAGACUACUUAGGAUCUUGCUAUCAGCUGCCCGAAACUUUUGCUGAGCUACAAUAAGACUUUUGCCACAGAACUGAACAAGAUAUUUCAUUUUUGUGUCUUUUGAUCUUCCUGGUUGCAUUUUUAGUUGUUCGGCCUUGAGAAUUUUGAGCCACAUUUGUUGCUAUUAUUUUUGCAUGCACUUUUCAAAAUGAUUGACUUAGGUUUCCUGACUGAAGAGGAACAAGAGGCCAUCAUGAAGGUUCUGCAGCGGGAUGCUGUUCUGAAGAGGGCCGAAGAAGAGAGAGUCAGACAUUUGCCUGAAAAAAUUAAGGAUGACCAGCAGCUGAAGAAUAUGAGCGGCCAAUGGUUUUAUGAAGCCAAGGCAAAAAGGCACAGGGACAAAGUCCAUGGCGCAGAUAUUAUCAGAGCAUCUAUGAGAAAGAAGAGGCUCCAGGUAGCAGCUGAGCAGAGUGAAGACAGAGCAAAUGGGGCAAAGGAAAGCUGGGUGAAUAAUGUCAACAAAGAUGCUUUCCUUCCUCCAGAGCUGGCUGGCGUUGUAGAAGAGCCAGAAGACGAUGCAGCACCAGUAAGCCUAAGUUCCAGUGUGGUAAAUCCAGCUUCCACUGUGAUUGAUAUGUCUCAGGAAAAUGCAAGGAAACCAAAUGUGUCUCCAGCAAAGCAGAGAAAGAAUCCAUUUAAUAGCUCCAAGUUGCCAGAAGGUCACUCGUCACAACAAACUAAAAAUGAACAGUCAAAAAAUGGAAGAGCUGGUUUAUUUCAGACUUCAAAAGAGGAUGAAUUGUCAGAGUCAAAAGAAAAGUCAACUGUCGCAGAUACUUCAAUGCAAAUGUUGGAGAAAUCAAACCAGACUUUGCCAGGCCUUUCAAAUGGGUCCCAAAUCAAGGCUCCAAUCCCCAAAGCCAGGAAGAUGGUCUACAAAUCAAUUGAUUUAAACAAAGAUGAUAACCAGCCUUUUCCAAGAGAAAGGACAGACUCCCUGAAAAUGAGAGGGGCUCCAAGAGGGAUCCUCAAGCGCAACUCCAGUUCCAGUAGCACAGACUCAGAAACCCUUCGUUUUAAUCACAACUUUGAACCCAAAAGCAAAAUUGUGUCACCUGGCCUAACCAUCCAUGAGAAAAUUUCUGAGAAAGAGCAUUCUUUAGAGGACAACUCUUCCUCAGACUCCCUGGAGCCAUUAAAGCAUGUGAGAUUCUCUGCAGUGAAGGAUGAGCUUCCACAGAGUCCUGGGCUAAUCCAUGGACGGGAAGUUGGAGAAUUUAGUGUUUUAGAAUCUGACAGCUUGAAGAAUGGAUCGGAAGAUGCAGGGGACACAGAUAAGUUGCAGAAUGACCCUAAGACUUCUCAAUACAGAAAGCCUUUGCCUUUUCAUCAGUCAGCCUCAAGCCCAAAUGUAUCAAAAAGUGAAACACAUCAGCCAAUGACUUUUGGUUCUUUUCCAAUUAAUGGGCUCCAUUCUCACUCAGAAGUUUUAACUCCAAAACCACAGUCCAUGGAGAAUUCACCAACCAUCAGUGAAUCCAAAGAUAAAUCAUCAGAAUUAACAAGGCUUGAAUCUGUAUUACCUAAAAGCCCUGCUGAUGAACUGUCUCAUUGUGCUGAGCCUGAGCCAUCUCAGGUGCCAGGUGGCAGUUCUAGAGACCAUCAGCAAGGUAAGCCCCCUCCUCUCCCGGCUAUAAAAGCUAAGACAUCUUCACGUUCUGAUCCAUAUGCCACUGAAAUAAAGAAGACAACUGAUGAUUCCAUAUUUAAAGUUCUAGACUGGUUUAACCGAAGUUCUUAUUCAGAUGACAAUAAGCUAUUCCUCCAACAUCUCCGAGGAAUACAGUCCAAAGAAAAAGUAGACUCAAAAUCGCAGGUUGUUAUUGACUUGGUGACAGAUAACACCACUCUAAAAGAAAAUGGCUUGAAGGCCCUAUCAUCCAGCAAAAUUGAAUUGAAGCCUAUGAGAUGUGAUUCAGCAUUCCAAGUAGAGGGAGAUAUGCUGCUUUCUGAAAGUUGCCAAGAUAAUAAUAUGAAUAUCAAAUCCAAAUUCAUGAAUUUGUCUCAACAAGGCACCCCAAAGGAAUGCCGAGAUAUACUGCAACCAUUUGAAAGCUAUGAUACCCCAAGUCAAAAAAUUAAAAAUGUGGACUAUAGCCAAGAUUCAAAAAGCAUAGGAAAAGGGAAUGGGGUAUCUCCUCAAAAUAGUAACUGUUCCUACAGUGUUCUCAAGGGAUCUGAAGCAGAAGACCAAGUUCCAUGCAACACUAACAAUAUUGGCAACUUGGGUGAAGAAGAACCCAAGUUUCAUGCUGAUGAAAAAAAGAGAGGACAUUCAGAAGUGAGUUUUGACUCAUCAACAAGUGUCAAAGAACCGACUUUGAAAAAUAACAUGAAAGCAGAGAGAACGAGCAAAGGAGGAAAUUCCUAUAUUCUAAAAGCUUCUUUAGAGCCAGAGAAUAUUAAGUCAACACCUGGGAUUGCCAACAAUGACUCUCCUUGGAAGAAGCCCGAGGUCCAACUACGGCAAGAAGCUGGUGAGGUUCCCAAGAACCAAGUACAGAGAGAAAAAUACAAAAGAGUGAGUGACAGAAUAUCCUUUUGGGAAGGAGAGAAAGCUGCUACUAAGAUAACUCAUAAAGAACCCACAUCUUCAUGUAGCCAGAAACAACCUUCUGAUAAAGCAUAUCAGCCUGUGAAGAAGUCACAGGGUGUAUCAUCCAUGGACAGUUUAUCUACAGACCAGAGUGAAUAUAAUCAGGUCACUGCCAAACAAGUGGUCCUAGAUGAGGAUGAUGAAACAUCUCAGCUCUCCAAUUCUUAUUCCUCAAAUAAAUCUAAAGAGACCAAGCCCCAAAUAUCAGGUCUAUCCAGAAACUAUCUUUCAGCUGAGCAAUCAGAUAAAGUGUCUCUGUUUCAGAAUAAGAAAAAUGAGCCUAUGACAAGAUCACCAGUGGCAGACAGUUUGCCCUCUAGAAGAAAUAUUACAUUACCAGCACUACGAUGUCCCUCAAAUGCUGGGAAUGAACAACAUGCUCCUUUGGGGAAAGACAGACCUCUAGUUGGUGAAUCAAAUGCCAACUUUAAAGUUAUGACCCUAAAAGAAAGAAUGGAUGAAUCCAAUACAGAACAGGUCUAUAAUCACUCUCAGUUUGAGAAUUUGAGAAAGUUUUGGGACUUAGAAGCUAAUUCAAACAGUAGGGUUAAUAAUAAGAAUACUAGCACAACAAGCCAAAAAAAUUCUAUGCCUUUUAAUAGGCAGAAACACAAGGAAUUCAGUUACAUUAAAUUAUCAGGUAAAAAUACCCAUGAAGCAGAGGUGCUUCUAAGCCCCAAAAAACUUACGGCAAGAGAGGAAAUGGAGGAAUUAAAUUCAAAGGGUAUAUUCCAGGUGCUACCAGGUGAAACUGUAUUUCCUUUGAAUCCACUUAGAAAGCAUACUCAUCAGUUGCCAGAAAAUGAGUCAUCAAAGAAAAACGUAGACAAGAAUAUGGAAGGGAUUGUUACUCCAGUGUUUAAGGAAGAAAAGGAUUACUCAGACCAAGAGAUUCAAGAAUCCAUAGUAAAAACCAAUAUUUUGUCUAAAGACUACAAAGACACUUUUAAUGACAGCUUGCAGAAACUGCUUUUAGAACCCUCAACACCAGCAGUUCAACCCUCUGGUGGAAAAGUUCAUGGAAAACACGUGCUCAAACCAGGUGUUUCUGAAAAUAGGACACGGCCUCAAAAAACAGAUUUUACUGAUACUGAGGAAGAAGUCAAAAGACCUGAGAAGAUCAUUAAUGAGCAUGUUGAUAAAACAGUAGUUCCUCCAAAGGUUAAACGAAACUCUUUGACUGCUAGUCUAGACAAACUCCUGAAGGAAGCAACUGGAACUUCACCCUCUCCCUUGCAAACCAAGUUGGAGCCUGUUACCCCUAGAACCAACUCUAAGCUGGAAGAGGGUAGAUUUUUUGGAAAAGGGAUAGAACAGAGUCACAACACUUCAGCUGAUAAGAGAGAGAUAAUAGCUCCUUUUCCAGCAGGAAAUGAAACUUUGGGAAAUACAGCAGCUCCCAGCAAGAAAGCUGAAAGUGGUGAGUGCCAGCUAAACACAGAGAACUUGAUUCAGAUGGCUGCAGAAGAGUCUCAUCCAUUGGAUCCAACUUCCCAGCUUUCCAGAAAGGGUUCUUUUGGGGGCGUGGCUAACCCUCACCAAGAUACGCUUUUUCCCCAGGAUGCUCAUCUUGUUCCCCAGGCUAGGGCACUCCCUCCUCAAAUGGAAAUUUCAGAAACUGUAGAGAAAGUCAUUCUUCCACCCAGACCUGUGUUGAAUGAUGUAAAUGCUGCAUUACAGAAGCUGUGUAGAGAAGUACAGUUAAGUUGUCCAGCUGGGAAGGAAGUAGGUCCUGGAGAAGUGAACCCAGGAUUUCCUGAAGGAGUACAGGCAGCAGGUAGCCCGCUAAAUCCUCCAGGAGUGAUCUCACCAUGGGCUACAAUGGGCAUCAUAGUUCCAGAAAGGAAGGAUUUUUAUUCUUCCACUGUAGUUCCUGAUCAAACUCAUGAAGUUGGAUCUUAUUUAGCUGCCCAAAUGUCUCCAUUGGAACAGACCCUUAGCUCAUGCAGUUCCUUUGUUUUUCAAUAUGGCAAAGGCCUACCUCAGGAAGUGGCAGAAAUUGUGAGGGAAACAAUUAUUCAACCUAAAUCAGAGUUCCUCGAAUUUAGUUCUGGCUUAGAGAAACUAAUGAAGGAAGCGAUUGAAAACUUCCCUUCAAAAUAUGAAAGUGAUACAGAGAAUCUUUCUCCAUCACAGUUAAUAGAUAGUACAAAAGAGCCCAGGCAAGCCACUUCUGAAUUCCAUCCUGAGGAAUUAGAAGAAACAGUAGAAAAGACUGAGGCUCCAGUAAUAACUGAGAGCGCUUUUGAUGCUGGUUUUGGGAAACUUCUUAAAGAAAUAUCUGAAGCUCCUCCUUAUCGACCCAAGGUGUCAGUGAAAGAAGAAACUCAUGAGGAGGAGUCCUCACAGUCAGAGCAGACCAGAUCCUUGGGGACAGUGCCCUGUUUUUAUGGGGCAGCCUCGCGGGCCUUUGAAAUGAAGGUUAAAAGUAAUGGUUUGGAAUCUCAAGUCAACCAAUGUGAUAAAAUGUUGGGAGGAGAUGUACUUGUGACUGAUUUAUUGGUAGAUUUUUGUGGUUCCAGAAGUGGGGUUGAGAUCCCUAGAACCCCACAACUUUAUGUGGCUCAUGAAAUAGGGACCAUUAAAACUGUAAAACUCCCAGAGGACAGGGACAGUGAAAGUGGGGUUGCAGGGGGACAAGAGACUUUUCAGGAACCUGGCUUUGGAGAGGCUUCUGAAGCAAUUAGUGGGUCCAGAAAUAGGCAACCCAUUCCUUUCCUGAUGAACAAAGAAAACUCUACAAAAACAAGUAAAGCUGAAUUGAUUCCGGCAUUGCCAUGUAAGAAACAAGAGAAAAAGGAUGAAAAAGAAGGUUUCUCUGAGUCUGAUUUUUCAGAUGGAAACACCAGUUCUAAUGCAGAGAGCUGGGGAGAUCCCUCCAGUUCAGAAGAAGAACCCAGUCCCGUUUUGAAAACUUUGGAAAGGAGUGCCGCUAGGAAAAUGCCUUCCAAAAGUCUAGAAGACAUUUCAUCAGAUUCAUCAAAUCAAGCAAAAGUAGAUAAUCAGCCAGAAGAAUUAGUGCGUAGUGCUGAAGAUGAUGAAAAAGCAGAUCCAGAACCAGAUACAAAUGAAUGCGUACCAAGAAUUUCCACAGUGCCUACACAGCCUGAUAAUCCAUUUUCUCACCCUGACAAACUCAAAAGGAUGAGCAAGUCUGUUCCAGCAUUUCUCCAAGAUGAGAGUGAUGACAGAGAAACAGAUACAGCAUCAGAAAGCAGUUACCAGCUCAGCAGACACAAGAAGAGCCCGAGCUCUUUAACCAAUCUUAGCAGCUCCUCUGGCAUGACGUCCUUGUCUUCUGUGAGUGGCAGUGUGAUGAGUGUUUACAGUGGAGACUUUGGCAGUCUGGAAGUUAAAGGAAAUAUUCAGUUUGCAAUUGAAUAUGUGGAGUUACUGAAGGAGUUGCAUGUUUUUGUGGCCCAGUGUAAAGACCUAGCAGCAGCGGAUGUAAAAAAACAGCGUUCAGACCCAUAUGUAAAGGCCUAUUUGUUACCAGACAAAGGCAAAAUGGGCAAGAAGAAAACAGUCGUAGUGAAGAAAACCUUGAAUCCAGUGUAUAACGAAAUACUGCGGUAUAAAAUUGAAAAACAAAUCUUAAAGACACAGAAACUGAACCUGUCCGUUUGGCAUCGGGAUACAUUUAAGCGCAAUAGUUUCCUAGGGGAGGUGGAACUUGAUUUGGAAACAUGGGACUGGGACAACAAACAGAAUAAACAAUUGAGAUGGUACCCUCUGAAGCGGAAGACAGCACCAGUUGCCCUUGAAACAGAAAACAGAGGUGAAAUGAAACUAGCUCUCCAGUAUGUCCCAGAACCAGUCCCUGGUAAAAAGCUUUCUACAACUGGAGAAGUGCACAUCUGGGUGAAGGAAUGCCUUGAUCUGCCACUGCUAAGGGGAAGCCAUCUAAAUUCUUUUGUUAAAUGCACCAUCCUUCCAGAUACAAGUAGGAAAAGCCGCCAGAAGACAAGAGCUGUAGGGAAAACCACCAACCCUAUCUUCAACCACACUAUGGUGUAUGAUGGAUUCAGGCCUGAAGAUCUGACGGAAGCCUGUGUAGAGCUUACUGUCUGGGACCAUUACAAAUUAACCAACCAAUUUUUGGGAGGUCUUCGGAUUGGCUUUGGAACAGGUAAAAGUUAUGGGACUGAAGUGGACUGGAUGGACUCUACUUCAGAGGAGGUUGCUCUCUGGGAGAAGAUGGUAAACUCCCCCAAUACUUGGAUCGAAGCAACACUGCCUCUCAGAAUGCUUUUGAUUGCCAAGAUUUCCAAAUGAGCCCAAUUUCCACUGGCUCCUCCACUGAAAACUGCUAGACCAGUGGAAUCUUAUCUUGAAAAUCUGAGUAGGUGGACAAAUAUCCUCACUUUCUAUCUACAAAGUGCAACUAAGGAAUACUACACAGCAUGUAAAAGUCAAUCUGCAUGUGCUUCUUUGAUUACAAGGCCCAAGGGAUUUAAAUAAUAACGAAUUGUGUAAUUUGUGAUUCUAACAUUAAGAAAGAUAUUUGAACAAGCUAGGAAAAUUGAAUUUCUGCUGCUGCUUCAAAGAAAAAGCUGCCCCAGAACAUUAAACAUGGGGUGUUAUUAACAAGCAGAAUGUUCUAGUUUGCCGUUGUGAGUUUCACGUCACAGUCCUGUGCCACAGUUGAGAGGGUCUGGUACCCUUGCAGGACCUUGUAGGUUAUGGGAAAAAGUAGCAAAAAGAUACUCAAAGUGGGGGAAUGGAGACAGAACAUUGGUGAUAAUAAAGAAUUGGACCUUAAGAAACUAUUUACUCUGUAAUCUCUAAUAAAAUAUGGAAUUCCAUGUUAGGGCAAUGAGACUGAAUUUACUGGUGUUUUUCUGCCUUGAGAAAACAGGCAGUUAAAACAAGUCUCAAAUGUAUUUUAGUGCCACCCACUGGCCAUAGAUGAAAUUCAGUUUUUGGCUUGUUUUGACUUAAUUCCAAAAUAGGUCUCCAGCCCAUAUUUUUAUGAGUUUAUUUUUUAAAAAACCCUGCAUAUAUAUGAUUGUUUUUAUUAUAACUUUACUAUAUGAAAGCAGCAUGAGUAGUCACAAACAUGUUUUGCAACAAAGUUUAAAUUAGAAUGUAAGCUUUUCAGUUAUACUGUAUUUCUUAUGUAUGUAAAAUUUUUCAUAAAAUAUUUUAUAAAAAUCCUUAGUCAGAAUAAAUUAUCAUUUGAUUUAAAUUA